UAAAGUACAGUGCUCUUCUUCUUUAAACCGUGUUUUUCGUGCAUUAAAUAUUUUAUUUUAUAUAUUUGUACAUUACUCCCUGCUUGUAAACCAAUAAAAUACACAAGAACCAGCAAAAGACCUUCCACAGUUGUUUUAUUUUAAUUUUUUCGCCCGAAAGGCCCAAUCUUACCCAGAUGUUCUAACCUGUUGCGUUUGAUUCUCCAAUUGACAGCCGCCACAUCCGCAUCUGCAACUAAGAUUCCACCACGUAAACGCGGCAGACCGAAAACAAAGGUUGAGGAUCAGACGCCCAAGCCGAAGCUCCUGGAAAAACUACAGGCGGCUACCCUGAACGAGGAGGCCAGCGAGCCUGCGGUGUACGCCUCCACCACGAAGGGCGGUGUCAAGCUAAUCUUCAAUGGUCACCUGUUCAAGUUCUCGUUCCGCAAGGCGGACUAUUCCGUGUUUCAGUGCUGCUACCGUGAGCACGGCGAGGAGUGCAAGGUGCGGGUGGUAUGCGACCAGAAAAGAGUCUUUCCUUACGAGGGCGAGCACGUGCACUUCAUGCAGGCCAGCGACAAAAGCUGCCUACCCUCUCAAUUCAUGCCUGGCGAAUCGGGAGUCAUAUCCUCGCUGUCGCCCAGCAAGGAGCUGCUGAUGAAGAAUACCACCAAGCUCGAGGAAGCCGACGACAAGGAGGAUGAAGAUUUCGAGGAGUUUGAGAUUCAGGAGAUCGACGAGAUUGAAUUGGACGAACCGGAGAAGACGCCCGCCAAGGAGGAAGAAGUGGACCCCAAUGAUUUCCGUGAAAAAAUCAAGCGACGACUGCAAAAAGCACUGCAGAACAAGAAGAAGUGACACGGAAUAUGCCUUAGAUCUUCAAACUACACCUUUUACUAUAUAAACUUAACUAAGAUCGAGAAGGCUCAAGAAGGCCCAACAGUACAAGAUCUGAGCUGCCUAAGGGCUUCACAUUAUACUUUCUAUAUCCAUUUGGGUCUUAAAUAGCCCUAAUAAUUCUAAAUAAUUAAGUUUUUCGUAAUAAAACGAUGUCAAUAAAUCGGACCUUAAACCAUUUCACUAGCUAGUAAGAUCUAACUUAAUACGUAGCUGUACUCAAAACCCCAUUUAAAUGAUAAAUAACAUAAGCCCUUUCAUGUCUUUCAGUGACCCAACACGUCCGCAACUGUGGUCCUCAGAUGUUCCUGAUCAGCCGCAAGGGCGGCACUCUGUUGACCAUCAACAACUUUGUGUACCGCUCCAAUCUUAAGUUCUUCGGCAAGAGCAAUAAUAUCCUGUACUGGGAGUGCGUCCAAAACCGAUCGGUUAAGUGCCGCAGUCGCUUAAAGACCAUCGGCGAUGAUCUCUAUGUAACCAAUGAUGUGCACAAUCACAUGGGCGACAACAAGCGUAUUGAGGCGGCCAAGGCGGCUGGGAUGCUGAUCCACAAGAAGUUGAGUUCCCUCACAGCCGCCGACAAAAUCCAGGGUUCCUGGAAAAUGGACACCGAGGGCAACCCAGACCAUCUGCCCAAGAUGUAGCCGCUUCCUAUACAUUCCCAACCCAAACGUUCGUGUUCUGUUAGGGCUAAGCUAAUGUAUUCUACUAUUGUUCUUGAGCGUAUAUCAUUGAUUUAGACUGAGUGUCCCGAGCCUAGUUAGGAUGGGUAAGUAGCCUGUUCAUCUGGGAUCUCAAAGUACCAUUUUUGUAAUUCUUAAAGUCCCGGGUCAUAUUAUUUAUUCUGUUCUCAUUGCUUAGACGCUUUUGGCCACGGCACUGACUUAAACAAUGGCUUGUGUUACGUACAAAAUAUGAACUCUUAAUAAAAUCAGAUGAACAUCU
Messenger RNA from Drosophila melanogaster (fruit fly), 1824 nucleotides. It is a transcript of the gene pre-mod(mdg4)-T, whose product is annotated as pre-mod(mdg4)-T. NCBI's taxonomy places the organism in Eukaryota, Metazoa, Arthropoda, Insecta, Diptera, Drosophilidae. The annotation marks the transcript as partial. The record is from RefSeq and is marked reviewed. The transcript is spliced from 3 exons.